Kluyveromyces marxianus DMKU3-1042 is the source of this 2145-nucleotide messenger RNA. It is a transcript of the gene SAS3, whose product is annotated as histone acetyltransferase. Gene Ontology annotation, molecular function: histone acetyltransferase activity. NCBI's taxonomy places the organism in Eukaryota, Fungi, Ascomycota, Saccharomycetes, Saccharomycetales, Saccharomycetaceae. The transcript has a single exon. Gene Ontology annotation, biological process: regulation of DNA-templated transcription. Bases 1 to 2145 code for a protein of 714 amino acids. The record is from RefSeq and is a predicted model, not a curated record.
AUGACUACGACAAGCAAAGUUCACAGGCUUAUCAAAGAGCUGUUAAUAGAUGAUAACGUCCAUUCGAAAGUUCAAGAGGAUUUAUGGAAUAACGACGGUUCAGAACCGCAGAGGAAACGUACCAGAGAUAGAGCUGAUCUUAAAGCCGAAUCAGAAAAGAUGGAAGGAGAAGAAAAACAACCGGAGAAGAAAAAAAGAACAAUUCCUGUAGAUUGGAAUGAUCUUAACCCUAAUGUACAGUUUUCUAAUGGGCAUCAGGUAAUAACCAUUCGUUACAAUCCAUUGAAGCUACUUUCCUUCGAUAAAGUAUUGAAUAGAGACUUCAAAAUCCAGGAAUCAAUGCCGUCAUCGGUGAAUGACGUAGAUUUUGAAAUAUAUGAAAACGCUAACCUACUCACAUCAAUUGACAAUGAUUCAAAUCUUCCGUAUCGCGGUGCUAUUAAGAUCGCUCAGGAAUAUUCUACUAAUAAGACAAUACCUCGUGUGAAGGACAGAGAGUUUUUCUUGCAUCUUCUAAGGAAGUCGCAACCGGCGGCACAGUUCAAUGGAAACACAUUAUUAGCAUAUCCAAACGAUCAAGACCAUGAUUACGAUAAAAAAAGGUUGAAAUCGGUUGGCCCAGUUAUUACUCCCAGCACUAGUAGCGUUGAAUAUAUCUACUUCCAGAACUACGAGAUAAAGACCUGGUAUAAAGCGCCAUAUCCAGAAGAAUACAAUAAGAAUAAAAUUUUAUACAUUUGCGAUAAGUGUUUGAAAUAUAUGAGUUCCAAAUAUGUAUAUUAUAGGCACCAGCUUAAGUGUGACUGCUCGCAUCCUCCUGGGAAUCAGAUUUAUAGAGAUGAUGAUCAAGGGUUUGCCAUUUGGGAAGUUGAUGGAAGGGAGAAUGUUAUUUACUGCCAAAAUUUGUGUUUAUUGGCCAAAUUAUUUUUAAACUCAAAAACAUUAUAUUAUGAUGUAGAACCGUUUAUGUUCUACGCCAUAACAGUAUGGGAAAACGAUGAAUGGAAGUUUGUCGGUUAUUUUUCCAAAGAGAAAUUAAACUCCACUGGCUAUAAUCUCAGUUGUAUUUUAACCCUUCCUCACUAUCAGAGACGCGGUAUUGGUCAUUUGCUUAUGGACUUUUCGUACCUACUAUCACGAAGAGAAUUCAAACUAGGAACCCCCGAGAAACCGUUGAGUGACCUUGGUCUAAUAUCCUAUAGGUUCUUUUGGAAAAACAAAAUGAUACAAACUUUAUACAUGCUAUUUGAGCAACUGGGAGAAUCUUUCAUAUGUACUAUAAAUGACUUGUCAAAUUUAACAGGCAUGAAUCAUUCCGACGUUAUAUAUGGUUUAGAGCAAAUCGGAUGUCUCUACAAAUACAAGGAUGAAACGGACAAGUGGAAUUAUGUUGUCAAAAUAAAAGAUUGGAGUAAAUUGGCGGAGCAAUAUCAUGAAACCAAGUCGAAAAUGAAGUACACCUUAAAAUCAUCUAAAUUAGUGUGGAAACCAGUCAUCUUUGGUCCUUCAUGUGGCAUCAAUGCAGUUGGAACGAUGGUGGAGACGAAUGUUCUUCCUAAAAAAACGCAUUCUUCAAUCGAUACUGCAAGUUCCAGAGAUACAUUUAAAGACAGUAUUUCAGUGUUAACUAAUUUUAUGAGUGAUGAUAUUGCUGAUCCAAGAACUAUGGAAGAAAUAGCUUUAGAUAAAAUAAAGGCGCAGAAGUCGGAGAUUAACUUGAAUGACAAAAAUUUUGUCCCAGCGUACACUCUUCCAAAACCAAUACGAGACAAAGCAAUUAGAUCAAGCAGAAUGAAAGCAGAAUCUAGUGUACCAGAAAGCAAACCCGCAGCACCCACAGUUGAGGAAGAGAAUUUUGUUGAAGACGUUGAAGAAGAUGAUGUUGAAGAUAUUGAAGAAGAGGAGAAUAUUGCUGAAGAUGAAAGUUUUUCUUCAGCAGAUGCGGAGGCGGAAGAAGAGGAUGAGGAUGUGGAUGAGGAUGAAGAAGAAGUUGAAGAGGAUGAAGGCUCACAAUUGCCCUCCAAGCCUCUGCAGACUGAAUCGUUUACCAUCAGUCGGUCUUUGAGGAAUAGUAGACCAAAAGCAGAACAGGGGACCGAGACUGAUUUAAGCCCAAGGCCCCAAAGAGUAUUAAGACAUAGAUAG